UUCGAACAUUUUAUAGCCGUUACACUCCCAAUCUCCUCGUUUAAAAUUCCAAACCGCCCAACUCACCAAACGCAUCAACUACUACCCCAAAUUUUCUAUCUCCAAUUUCUUCACCCUUCUCAGAUCGAUCAGGAAGCAGCAAGCAAAUCCAUCAUCCAUGGCACUCCGCGCGCUCGACAACACGCUGCCGAUGGCGUCGGCGGAGCGGCCCAAGAAGUUGCCCAAGCUGUCCGCCGCCGCCGCCGCCGUCGUCCCGGCGGCCUCACCCGAGGGGAAGAGGAAGAAGAACGACGAGAACUCGGCGCCCAAGGCCACAACGGAGCAGGCGGUGGAGUACGUCCGCUCCGAGGAUCUCCAGCCGGUGCCCCACCCCAAGGCCAAGGCGGCGGGGUUGGUGGCGGAGCUUGACUCCAAGGACUGGAUCCGGGCGUGCGACGCGCUCAACGACGCGCGCCGCCUCGCGAUCCACCACCCCUCCCUCCUCAACCCCAUCCUUGGCAAGGUGAUGCUGGCGAUCGUGAAGACGAUGAAGAGCCCGCGCAGCGCGGUGUGCAAGACCUCCAUCAUGGCGUGCACCGACGUGUUCGACUCCUUCGGCAACCUCCUCUCCUCCGCCUCCGACGACGCCUUCGACAAGCUGCUGCUUCAGCUGCUGCUGAAGGCGUCGCAGGACAAGCGGUUCGUGGCGGAGGAGGCGGAGAAGGCGAUGCGGGCGAUGGCGGCGUCGAUGCCUCCCCUUCCGCUCCUCAGGAAGCUCAAGGCGUACGUCCACCACGCCAACCUCAGGGUGAGGGCCAAGGCCGCCGUCGCCAUGUCGCAGUGCGCGUCGAGGAUGGACGUCGCGACGAUGAAGGAGUUCGGGAUGUCGGCGAUGCUGCAGGUGGCGGCGGAGCUGCUGAGCGACCGGCUGCCGGAGGCGAGGGAGGCGGCGCGCGGGAUGGUGAACUCGAUGCACGCCGCCUUCUCCAAGGAGGCCGCCGCGGCGAGGGAGGAGGAGGAGGGCGCCGCCGCGGCCGCGGCCGCGUCGUGGGAGAGCCUCUGCGCGCUCAGCUUGCCGCCCAUCUCGGCGCAAUCCGUCGCCAAGAUCGUCUCGCAGUCGCAGUCGCAGUAGCCAUCCGUCGCCAAGAUCAUCUCGCUGAUGGUUGUAGCUUUCGAUUUGAUUUGAUGGAUGGUUCGGCACGCACGCCGAGGCAUUCAACUGCUUUGGUUUAGUUUAGUUUAGCUUCGUUUGAGUUGCUUACCGUGAGGGGGGCGAUUUGUUUUUUUAUGUCUUUGUUUAUUAUUAAAGCAUGCUAUCUCGCAUGGUUGUUUGAAUACUAGUAGUAUUUUUCAUUUAGGAAUUGUUUAUGUUUAGACUUUGGAAUAACUCAAGUUGUAUCGUUUUGAUUGGGCUAUUCCUCAACGUGGUCUCAAAAUCAAAUUCUAUGUGCGAUGGCCCCCUUUCUUCGGAUUUA
Molecule: messenger RNA, 1454 nt
Organism: Oryza sativa Japonica Group (Japanese rice)
Lineage: Eukaryota; Viridiplantae; Streptophyta; Magnoliopsida; Poales; Poaceae
Source: RefSeq, a predicted model, not a curated record